AUGAGUACAGCAGAACCGACCUCACUGAACUCACUAAAAUAUUACAGGAUCAAGACAUGAGAGAUAAUGCUAAAUAACUUAGAAACCACCAAGAGGAUGAUUAACUCAAUAAUGAGAAAGAAGAAGCUGUAUGGCAUUCCUAGUUCAGUGACUAUGAAUUUCGAAAGUAGCCAGAACAAGACUUUUGACCAGCCCCUUCAUUUCAAACCGAAGAAAACUGUGAAGAAGAAAGGUAAGGAUUCCAAUUAAGAAGGGAAGGGAAGCAACCAAAUUCACUAAAAUAUAUCUUCAGGUCCCAAGAAAUUCUUACCAGUUUUUAGAGCUAAAAUAACAACAAAAAGCGAAGCAUGUUUACUAUAAAGGGUAAUUUCACACCUGCUGUGGGAAGAUACUCGCCUAAAUUCGACUCAGUCGAGAGACGAGCUCCAUGUUUCGUUGGAAAUUGGGGCAAACAAAUGGAGCGAAAAAGACAGAAAGAUGGCAAAUAACCGGACUCUGAAAGAAGAUGAAAAGAAGCUGGUCUAUAACGGGGUGCAUAUUUGUCGCAGAUUUCUCUCAAAAGAAAGGAAUAAAAUUCCUCGAAAAUUGAGAAUUAUUCGGUCAGAAAUACCUCAUGAUGUAAAAUAGCCCUGAGAAUGGAAAGGUACCUCAAAAGGCGCCUGAAAAAGAAAUUGUGCCAUUGGAGACUUUACAGAACCGUUUUACAGAGAAAUUGAAUAAUAAUUCUAAGUUUGCUAUCAAACAUAAGAUCAUUAAUAAGAAGUACAUUAUCGUUCCAGAGAAGAAGAAUUGAGUCAGAAUUCAUUCGAUCAAGCAAACUCCAUUCGAGACAUGUAUAAACCCUGUGCAGAGCAUCAGAAGGUUUAGCAAGCAGCUAGCUUCACAGAGAAAUAUUUUGACUCCUCAGCCAUCAUCUGCUCUCAGCAUUGGGCUUGGAAAUGUCGAGUCAAGCAGAAGGAUCUUGAAGAAGCAUGUCCCACAGGUGAUCUUCAAGAAUACCAAGUCAAGGGAUUCGAACAUAUUCGAUUUGACCAAAGUGAGGUCUAUAUAGUCAGCCUUGUUGAGAAAUUGCAUUUAUUCAAUUGAAACUG
Molecule: messenger RNA, 1091 nt
Organism: Moneuplotes crassus
Lineage: Eukaryota; Ciliophora; Spirotrichea; Euplotida; Euplotidae
Source: the annotation of a GenBank genome assembly